Messenger RNA from Macrobrachium nipponense, 4190 nucleotides. RefSeq lists its product as uncharacterized. The record is from RefSeq and is a predicted model, not a curated record. Bases 1259 to 1624 code for a protein of 121 amino acids. Lineage: Eukaryota; Metazoa; Arthropoda; Malacostraca; Decapoda; Palaemonidae. The transcript is spliced from 4 exons.
GAACACGUUUCUAUUGACUGCAAACCUAUAUUUAAUUGAGAUUAGACAACCUCUAAUCAGAUAUUCUUCGCAGAAGUAACUAACUGCUACUUUUAGCUACGCAAAUAUAACGCAAUGGUGCAUAGGAUCGUUUGAUCAAACCCGGAACAAUUAAAACAAAUGGUUCAUUAAUCUCAAAAGUUGGUCUUUUCUCCCAUAAACCCAAUCAACUUUUUAAAACUUUCAUUUAAAAUAGAAAAAAUACGAUAUUUACAUUAUUUCAGCAAUUAAAAUGUUGGAAACAUGAAAUUGUUUGUAACAAUUUUCUUCAAUCUUUUCUCCAUACAAAAUUAGUGCAAACAUCUCAACAUCUCAACAUCUCACGUAAUUUAAUCUCCCCAUAAGAAAACCAAAAGAUCAAAUUUUUCAGUAAGCUUCUGCCUACGGCUUAUCUAUAUACAAUACUCAUAAUUACAAAUAAGAACUGCAGCUUUCUUAAAAACCUAGUCACUUGAUACCAGGCAAGAAGCCUACCUUUGUUAACAUCCUUAGCGUGAUGGAAUUAGAUAAAAAUAACAAAUAAGUUAAUCACGCCAUAAGAUGAACCAGAAUGACGGAAUAUGAGAUAAUACUCUAAUAACUCUAAUAAAAAAUGCACUCUGGAUAUUAGGGCACUUGUCACCUUAUGAAGGACACCCACCCUCCCGACAGGAAGCGUGAUUUACCUGAAAAAAAUAUUCCUUAGGAUGCGCAGAGCUGCGUGUGAUUUCUAUGCUUGAUCACAAAGCUGAAAGAUUUAAAAAAAAAAUGAAAAUAAAUAUAAAACUUACCGGAUAUGACGAAACAUAAGUAUAUAUAUCCAUCCAGGAGACAGACGGUGUUCGUAUUGCGCUUGGAGAGGACCUGUACCAUAAAAGAUAUAUACUUCUUUACACCAGAUUGUACGAAAGCAGUGCUUUCUGUUUUGUGAAUCGAUUGUGUCAUUUUUCUCUAGAAGUGAUUGUGUAAACUUGAAUCGACAUAAAUACUAACCAGUUCAGGUAUAAGGAGCAUUGUGAACAACAUUACGGUCGACUGAAGUCGACAUAUUUAUUUCUUGGUGAUUUUAGUGAUGAACCCAGUUAAUAGGGCUGCGAAUUGUACAGAGUUCAAGUAUGUCAAAGAACUAUCCCACUGAAAGUAUACUGUGAGAUCCUCAUGACAAGCAUACCUAAUCCAGGUAGUCCUUCACCACAACAUUCGGCAGUUCCUUCCCCCUGAAAGAAAUCCUGAAGUAAUCAUGAAAAGCAAUAUGGAACUUUAUUCCCAAGAUACAAUAAGGGACAAUAUGGAUAUUAUGGAAGAACGAAGAAAGAUGAGAAGAAGCGCUUGGAUCACCAUUGUCUUCGGAUCCUGUCUGAUACUCACGGGCUCUGCAGCGAUGCUUUUGCAAAUCAGUGCAGUCUGGGGGUUUCUACUCGUUCUUAUUGGAGUCAUCGAAAUAACACUCGUCGUCAUCAUAUGCGUCAACCCAUGCUCUGAUCUCGACGAUGAGCCUUUGGUGCCACACAAGGUACUUGUAUCAGUUCCAGAGACCCCUGUCGACUACCAACUCCUAAGGUCCAGCCAGUCUUUUGCUGAAUCAAAGCAGAGUAUCGUAAGAUAGUUUGAUGAUGUUGAAGCCUUUAUGUCAUUAGAAUGACGCUCCAGCCAUUACUGGGUCCCCUUUUUGGCUAGAAGAAUGAAUAUACAAAUUCUUUCUCUUUACUGAUUAAGACUGGACAGCAUAAUUUCAUAGAAAGAGCUCAAUACUUGGCAAUGUUGCAAUAUUGAAAUUGAAUAUCAUUUAACCAUAGAUUACAGGGUUUUACGUACGAGAUUAACCAUAAUGAUUGACCAUUCAAAUAAUUACAUAGCUAUGCUUAUGAAUGCACGUAAGGUCAUAGCUACAAAUAAAUGUGAACUUAUAUGAAGUCUUAUGUCUGAAAAUAAGAAACUUUAUUGUUGUGAUCUCAAGACUUUUCAGGCUGCCUCCAGAUCAUUAUCUAAGAGGUUUGAGUCUUCUUCGCAGAAAGGGAAAGUAACUAUAGGUACUUUGUUUUUUUCCAUCUGUCCAUCCGCCUGUGGUGUUUCCGUAUGGUAACACUGCGUCCCGGGCUUUAGAUAGCUACAUUCAGCUUAUAUUCGACAAUAAUAAUAAUAUCCUAUUCCGAAUAUUAACGGUGUACUUCGCAUACAGUAAAUUAUGAAAACACUUUUCAGUUGCAAAUGUACACCCAGAUAUCCUUUUAUUUACCUAAAACUUACUCAUACCGUAACUAUUUAAAACUUUUGACGCAGUGUUACCAUACAAAAACACCACAGGCGGAUGGACAGAUGGAAAAAAACAGAGUAUAGUGAAUAUUACGAUUUCUUUUCUAUAAUUCAGUUUUUCCUAUUUUCACAAAGGACAUGGAGGAGAAGGCGAAGCAUCGACGUCUUCCUUGUUAAAAGUCUAAGUCAAACUAUUGAGUUAUUUGACUGAUAAUUCAAAAAUAACACCAUUAAUAUAUAAUAACAAAACGCCUUCCUCGUUAAAAGUCUAACUAUUUAGUUAUUUGAUUGAUGAUCAAAAAAAUAUUAACAUCAUUAAUAUAUAAUAACAAAACGUCUUCCUCGUUAAAAGUCUAAUUACUUAAUUAUUUGGUUAAUGAUUAAAAAUAUCAACAUCAUUAAUAUAUAUCAACAAAACGCCUUCCUCUGUUAAAGUCUAACAAUUGAAUUAUUUGGUAAUGCUUAAAAAUAACAAUAUUAUUACUAUAUAACAAAAUGUUGCGAAUAAGGUACACGUAUUAAGAACGAUUUUUGGUUAGCGAAUACUGCAGAUUUUGUGUCAUAAAAAAAAAAAUGCAGACUUUUAGUCCCUGCAUGAUCCAUUGAAGCUCAAAGGGAAGUUUCGUCAGAAGGUGGUUCAUAUCAAAGAGUUCUGUUUCCUUUUAUUCAUACUUGAUUCUCGUCUAUUAUUCAACAGUUAGAGUCACGUAUUCAUAGAACGCUCACAUAUAUAUUUCAUCUGCAACUUUAAAGGCCAUUCCAUUAAACUUUAAUUUGAAGUGCUUGCGGAUACCACUUUUCCUUUUAGUCAAUAGCAUCUACCCAGUUAAUUUCGCAUACAAUAGAUAUCGUAAUUCAGUUACACGGUUAAGGUUAAUUUCAGAUCACGCAAUUAUAAAUUCAAGUUAAAGUUCUUAAGUUCUUUAUGCAAUUAGUAUUAACUGCUAAAAUAUUAAAAAAAUCCCUCAGUACUAUCAAGGCUGUAAACAGUUCCUUUGAAUGUUGUUUUUUAGAAAUGCAAUAUUUUUGUUAUAGAUUCUUAUUUCAAUUCCAUAUCCAUUGAAAAUUCACAAAGUUAAAAAAAUACCCUGCAUUUUUUCUCUUUCGCAGAUGGGAGCCUCUUAUUUCAAUGACGUAAACUCUGAUAUACGUAAAUUCUGAUCAGAAUCAUUGUCUCUUUUAAACACUUAAUGUUAUAUAAUCUAAUAAAAUCUAACUGUUAUUUGCUCUCCUCUCCAAUUCAGUAUUCAAAUGCCUGAAUUUAUUUGUUACUAAAAUUAUAUCUGUAAUAUUUACCGACAUGAAAUUUAUUUCAUACUAUUAAUUCUGGCGAAAUUUGCCUGGCUUGCAACAUUGGCGUAUUGUAAAGACAUUGCAAUAUAUAAGAAUUUCUGUUGCAUAUACGCGAUUAGAAGGUUACUAUCAUACUGCGUUUUAUCAGACUUGAAGGAAAAGUUUAUUUGCCUUUUUGACGAAUUUUCCCUUUCUGGAAACAUUCCUUAUCGCAAUUUCCUUGCAAUAUAUUGCAGUAUAGUGCGGUUGCUACUUUGAAUUUUAUUAUUGCUUGCAACAUUGCCGCAUUGCAAGGAUAUUGAAUUCUUCAUUAGAAGAACAUUCUUUUGUAUUUUACCCAGUUUGAAGGAAAAGUCGUUGUGACACCUAAAAUAUUUGUAGAGGCUACAACCUCAGUAUUUUGAUAAUUUAUGCCACGUUUGCAACAUUGCAAUAAUGUUAGAAUGUUGCAGCCAAUGUAAUUUCGACCGAAUUUUCUGCAUAAUAGACAAAUCGCUUUCCCUUCCUUUAGUUUGAAGCAAAAGGAUUAGUUCCCCCAAAACACAAUAAAUUGUCUUGCUAUUUUGCAUGCUAUGUGUUAUUUUGUAACCUUCCUGUAUUGUAAGCAAAUUAUAAUAAAUUGUGAU